This is a messenger RNA of Amoebophrya sp. A120, 2178 nucleotides long. The record is from the annotation of a GenBank genome assembly. NCBI's taxonomy places the organism in Eukaryota, Dinophyceae, Syndiniales, Amoebophryaceae.
GCGGGGGCGGUCAUACUCCGGCGCCCCGAAACGUGGUUUCUCCAUAAUGGCCUCGCUCCGCCCAGCGGGGGCGACCUCGGAGCAGGAAAACCGCGCCGCCGACCUCGAUCGAAGCCGGACGGCGGUGAGAGAGAAACUGCUGAAGGACUUGCUCAGCUCGGACGAGGACAAAGCCGGCCCUUCCCCGGCGGCCGCGCAUAAGAACGCGGAGGCUUCCGAGCAGCUGGACUCCCGUUCCGCAGCCGGGCCGCACCGCGAGCACGACUGCGACCCCGGCAACCCUUGUCCCCCAGCUUCGAGCAGUGCGUGCCCCUCGGGAAAAACACCUACGUCGCGGCUCCCGAACGAAGGCGAACUAUCUUCGUCCUCACGAUCAGAGAAGUCGCAACCCGCCGGGGUUCCUCCCCCGGCCGCAAUCGCCGACCGGCUCGAAGCCGCGCUCUUUGAGCAGAAUCCCGGCAGCGCCUACCUCCCCCGUGUAUCAAGGUGAAACGUGCCCGGCCCCCGGAAGUCGGGCAUUUUUCUGAAAUACAAAGUUUUUCAAUGGAUCUUUUCUUGCGGGAGACGACCAUCAGUCUGCCCGAUGUAGAUUCUAGGCGAGCAGAGUAUCUUCUGCAUGAUAAGCCCGGCUGUUGCCGGAUUUUUAUAUUUUUUGCAUAGACAGACUCUUGCUCUGCUGUAUCGAAAACUUGUGUAGAUGCUGCAUGCAACAUAACAAGUGUCCCCAUUGGAAAGCUUUGCGAUGUUGUUUCGCGUUCGGGGGUAGAGGCGUUUCUCAAUGCCAUAGCGUGCGCGCGAAGUCCUCGCGGGAUUGCGCCAGCCGCACCUGCAGCACGUCCGGAAGCAGCUGUUGUCAGGCGCGGUCGAUCCAGCCGUGGUGGCCGGUUGGGACGCGAAGAAAUUUUGGAAUCCGCAAAAGCGGCGCGCGGGGGCGGGGAAAGUGAACGGCAGCGAAGCAACGAGCGGUAGCGAGUCUUCUCCGGAUCUUGUUCGGGAAGCGAAUCGAAGUCGCGAAGAGAAUCGAAGUGGAAACCCUAGAGUCGAUUCAUCCGCAGAGGACCGCAGCGGGGGGACGAGCGGCAGGCAGCAAGAGGACCACGCCAAUCCGAAAGGGAGUGCGGUCGACGGGGAAAGCGACAAGAAAGCGCAGCAGAAGCAAGAAAGCCGGGCGCAGAAGAAGCGGAAGCACAUUCAGGAUAGCUUUCCGCACUUCGACCCCAACUUGGCCUGUGAACAGUGCGAAACUAUCGGAUAUCAACCGCAUGCGAAAACUUUACUUCUUUAUUAGGUGGCCUGCAGAGAACUACAUGACGCGCUGCUCGUUUCAAAAAUCACUUUGCAAGCGAGCAUUUUUAUGCUAUGGGGGCAACAUCCAUGUAUUGAUUCGUUAUUCGUCGUAUGGUCUUUCAGAUUCACGAAGUGGUUUUUUAUUUUUUGUGCAUACCGACGUCCGCUACGCGAUUCUACGAGACACGUGGAUGUGGCCGCGGUGUGGCGGUUAUCAAAUGCAAAAGUGUCUGGGUCUGGAAGGUUGCAAGGUUUGUCAUGCUAGUCUGGCAUGACUCUGCACUCUGUAUUGCGUGGCCACCAAGAGGCCCGCUUGCCUGUCAUGCAAGAGCGCAGUUUCUCAUGCGAAAUACGCAGCACAAGAGCACGAAAAAACUUGUCAUGCUUGGCGGUGCAUUACAGGGCACUUACUUUUCACGGACUUGCAUCAUAAGUUUCCAGACCCAGACAGAUUUGCAUUUGAUAGCGGCAGAGGCGGAAUGAUGUCUGCAGACACUGGGAGGACACUUAUCAUUCGGGAAAUACUAGAUUGAUAUCCUGUUUGUGAAGAUGCAGAGGUAUGAGAACGCGGAGAGCCUCGGGCGAGUUGACUGUGCCCAUAUCGCAUGGCUUAUGCUCAGGUUUAGUUUGCAUUCGUUUUUGCAUCACAAACAUGAUUAAAUCUUGUAUGUUUUGCCGAAUAACGUUAAUGCUGUAUUGCGAAGCUUGUCAGCACGAGGGCGUGCAUCACAGUUUUGCGUAAAUGAUAACACUUUAUGCUGUUUAAAUUAUAAACAAAGCAUUGGCAACGCAUUGAGAAAAAAACCAUAGCGCCACCGAGGAAAAACCAUUUGACAAAACAUGACACAACGUUUCGACAUGAAGGGUGCUCUUGCGAUAGCGAGCCGGCGC